Xiphophorus hellerii (green swordtail) is the source of this 3472-nucleotide messenger RNA. RefSeq names its product cyclin and CBS domain divalent metal cation transport mediator 3 (gene cnnm3). Gene Ontology annotation, biological process: transport; magnesium ion homeostasis. Gene Ontology annotation, cellular component: plasma membrane. The record is from RefSeq and is a predicted model, not a curated record. NCBI's taxonomy places the organism in Eukaryota, Metazoa, Chordata, Actinopteri, Cyprinodontiformes, Poeciliidae. The coding region runs from base 142 to 2436 and encodes 764 amino acids. The transcript is spliced from 11 exons. Gene Ontology annotation, molecular function: transmembrane transporter activity.
CUCGCUCGCCUCGUGUAAAAGAUCGCACGAGUCGAGCCGAAAUGGCCACCGAAGCGGCUCAGUAGCAGCGCUCGAGUGGGCGGGACCAAUGGCAGACUGGAGUCACAUGACCCGCGCAGAGCCAGGCUGAGCAAUUCCAAUAUGGUGGCCAGCUUGGCAGGUCUACGGUUCCUGUUGAUGAUAUUGUUGUUCUGCGGGAUCAGAUUCGGCGCCUGCAGCCAGGAAGCUCCGCAGGUCGUGGGGCUGCGACUGGAAGACCCCGGGGGUCUGGUGCGCAUGAAGGACCGAAUCAUCUCGGCGCCAGAAGGAGCCACGUUCCAGCUCCGUCUCUUUGGGGCUAAUCUGAAUGGAAGCUGGCCGUGGCCGUGGCUCGCGUUCGCUGGGGCGGCAGCGGGAGCCGCAGGGGCGGUCGGUGAUGCCGACCCGUGCGAAGAGGAGUCCAGUCGGCAGGAAGCCGCCUUUAAUGCAACGGAACCGUUCAAAGCGGACGAGCCGAACAGCGGGCUGCUGACGGUGGAGGUGAAGAAGCGUGGGAGCGUCUCCGCGGAUUUCUACCACCUGUGUGUGCAGAGCGGGGGGAUGUGGGCAUCAAUGGGCCCGGACAGACUGCAAGUCUGCCCGGGAGAACCUUCAGUUCCUCCACGGCUGGAUAUGACUCCGACGACAGCCCCUCCACGGCGGGAUAUGACCCCCACGGCAGUCCCCCCGUGGGGUCUGGCUCUCCUGGUGGUGCUGAUGCUGCUGACCUGCGGCCUGCUGAGGACCGUAAACUUGAGCCUGCUGUGGCUGGACCCCGUGGAGCUCUAUGUUCUCCACAGCUGCGGAUCCGAGGAGGAGAAGCGAGCCGCCAAGCGCCUGGAGCCAAUCAGGAGGAGAGGGAACUUCUUGACAUGCUCGCUGCUCUUCCUCUGCGUCUUGGGCCACUCCGCCCUCGGGGUUCUCCUGUACCGGGCUCUGGGCUCCGUAGUCUCGGCGGUGUUCACCAGCGGCCUUCUGAUCUUCUUCCUGGCUGAGCUGGUUCCUCACGUCCUGUGCUCCGGCUACGGCUUCCAGCUGGCGCCCGGGCUGACCUGGCUGGCCCAGGUCUGCAUGGUGCUCACCUGUCCCCUGUCCUGUCCGCUGGGGUUGAUUCUGGACCUGGGCCUGGGGAGAGACGUCAGCACCUGUGGGAUACGGGAGAGAGCCAUGGAGAUGAUCCGCGCCAGCGUCAAUGACCCUUACAGCGAGUUUGUGAAAGAGGAGUUCAGCCGUGGGAUGCUGCGCACCAAGACGGUGGAGGACAUCCUGACCCCCCUGAAGGACUGCUUCAUGCUGCCCAGCUCGGCCGUCCUGGACUUCUCCACCAUGUCGGAGAUCAUGCAGAGCGGAUACACCAGGGUGCCUAUUUACGAGGAGGAGAGGUCCAACAUCGUGGAAAUCCUUUACGUGAAGGAUUUGGCGCUGGUGGACCCGGAGGACUGCACCCCCAUGACGACCAUCACCAAGUUCUACAACCACCCGCUGCACUACGUCUUCAACGACACCAAGCUGGACGCCAUGCUGGAGGAAUUCAAGAAAGGCAACUCUCACAUGGCCAUCGUCCAGAAGGUGAACAACGAGGGCGAGGGCGACCCGUUCUACGAGGUUCUGGGUCUGGUCACCCUGGAGGACGUCAUCGAGGAGGUCAUCAAGUCUGAGAUCCUGGACGAGUCCGACGGCUACUUGGACAGGAAGGUGAAACGUCCGAUGACUCCUAUGGAGAUCCCUCUGGAGCCUCGCGGCUCCCACGAGGAGUUCUCCCUUUUCAAGCCUCCAGAGGGAGAGCCGAAGAUCCGCACAUCACCACAGCUCCUGCUGGCCACGCACCGCUUCCUGUCCAGAGAAGUGGAGCACUUCAGCCCAGCUCGUGUGUCUGAGAAGGUGCUGUUCCACCUGCUCCGCCACCCCAACGUCAACCAGGAGGUCCACUUCGACCACAACAACCGGCUGAGCCCGAGCCACUACCUGUACACCCGCAACCACCCAGUGGACUACUUCAUCCUCCUGCUGCAGGGCCGUGUGGAGGUGGAAAUCGGCAAAGAGGGCCUGAAGUUUGAGAACGGAGCCUUCACUUACUACGGCGUGUCUGCUCUGACGCUGCCCUCUUCAGUUCACCAGUCUCCGGUGUUGACCCAGCGGCACUCUCCCAGGGAUCCCUUCGAGUCAGCAGACGCCACCAGCCCAUCCAGCUACUGUCCCGACUACACAGUGCGAGCCCUCACUGACCUGCAGCUCAUACGGGUGACCCGUCUGCAGUACCUGAACGCCCUCAUGGCGUCGCGGGCGGGCCAGAGUCCAGAUCCUCCAGAGAUCAAGAUCCUGCCCAACAGUCAGACCAAGCUGCUCAACGACAGAAACGCCACACCAGGUAGCAGCAGAGCCCAGGAGAGCUACACAGAAGAGGAGGCUCAUGGGUAGCACAGGAAACAUUUCUGGUUGGAUCGUAGUUAUUGGACCAGACUGGAAAGAGAGAGAGAGAGAGAAAGUGAUUUAUUUUUCUUUUAUUUAACUAGACCCACUAACUCACACGUCGCCAUUCCUUCAUGUGAUCUAUGGUGAUUAUUUUAUACAUGUAUGUACAUAUGUCUGUAUAAAUAUAAAUAUAGAGUGGAAAGAGAAGAUAUGUUACCUUAACGGGAUUAUUUAGUUUUCUGCGUUAAUCGUUAAUUCUGUGAUCUGAGCGUUUCCUGCUGCGUACCGGAGACUGAACCCUUUGAGUCGAUAAAGUUCCAGAGAACGGCUUCUUCUGCUUCCUCAGGACGAUUCGAUGAACCUGCCCGUUCCCAUGGAAACCUAAACCAGGGAGUCCCAUCACAUUCAGACCGCGAAAAAAAAGAGACGCAAGAGGCAAACGGUGCAUUUCAAUGCAUUCGAAUAAGAGGAAACCAAGUCAGAAUGUCCGAGUUGGAGCCGUCGUUUGUCGGGAUUCCUUUGGAAUUAUGAAAAUAGUUGUUUCUGUCAUUGUAAAAUGUGGAAAAGUAUCCCAAUUAUGUUUUUUUUUUCUAUUUUUAUAUAUAGCUCAGAUCAGACAAUUAGCAUCCAAAGAGUCGUCAAUCUCUCUGUUCCUUUACUUCCACAGAGGGAACAGCUGAACUCUGGUUUUUCAAAGCCAUUUUGGGGGUUAAUGAGGAAUAUUCAGGUGGUUCUGUAUUCUGUCUUCCUGCAUACUGGACUCUGGAAGUACCUGUUGUAGUUUAUUGUGUGUGUGGUGUCCUGCCACUGGUCAGACCAUGUUCAGUUCCAGUGCUUCAACGGGGCGUUUUCCAUCAAACAGGUUCUGCUGCUAAACUGGGCGACGUUUGCUAAACAGGAAUUAGCUUAGCUCAGUGAUUUGUGUGGAAGAGCGCAGGAGUUGGAGGAAAGUGAGUUUUGCGGGUAGAAAAUGGUAGAAGAGAAAAUAAAUCAAUGUAUAAUUAACAAAAAAAAACUAUGUAAAAAAAAAAAAAUAUAUAUA